AUGGCCCCGCGACCGUACGAAAACAACUUCAGGGUGCGCCUGGCCAAGACGGGCAACGGCCCGGCGAUAUAUGCAAUCUCGUCGGGGCCGCAGAAGGGCGUGCACAUGCUGAGCACCGAGCCCCUCCCCCCCGCACUGCAAUACAUGUACCGCCACCCCAUCAACAUCCACAGCACCUUCCUCGACGUCACGGGCGACUUCCUGCGCCGCCGCUUCGACAGCAUCGAGGCCGCGCAGCGCUGGAUCGACGAGAUGGACCGGUCGCCGUCGCUGCUGGCCGACCAGCUCGCCGCGUCGCUGUCGCUGUCGAUGAAGCCGAGUCUUGCGGCGACGUCGCGGGAGCGGAGGAGGGAUCCGGUGUAUAAGGGGCCCGGAGGGGGGGUGGUGGGGAUGGGCGGUGGUGCGGGGGGGAUGGGGGUGGGGAAGGGGCCGGGAGGGAUGGGGGGAGGGUUGGGGGCCGCGGGGAUGGGGAAGGUGAGUGCGUUUAGGGUGGCCAAGAAGGUGGAGGGGCGGUAUAGUAGGAGUCAUACGGGCGCCAUGGUGAGGAGAAGGAGUGAUGGGGAUGUGGCGGGGGUGGUGGGGCUGGAGAGGGGGAUGGCGGAGGUGGCGAUGGAGGAUUAG
Morchella sextelata is the source of this 621-nucleotide messenger RNA. RefSeq lists its product as uncharacterized. The transcript has 2 exons. Bases 1 to 621 code for a protein of 206 amino acids. Lineage: Eukaryota; Fungi; Ascomycota; Pezizomycetes; Pezizales; Morchellaceae. The record is from RefSeq and is a predicted model, not a curated record.